Molecule: messenger RNA, 1245 nt
Organism: Saprolegnia parasitica CBS 223.65
Lineage: Eukaryota; Oomycota; Saprolegniomycetes; Saprolegniales; Saprolegniaceae
Exons: 2
Coding region: 1-1245 (414 amino acids)
Cellular component (GO): oligosaccharyltransferase complex; endoplasmic reticulum membrane
Source: RefSeq, a predicted model, not a curated record
AUGUCGUCCCGCCAGGUGCUCGUCCUGGCCAUGGUCGCUGCGCUCCUCAGCGUCGCGAUGGCCGCACGCACGGCUGUCUUCCUCGAUGAGGCCGAGACGCCCGAGACGAAUGAAGCCUCGGCCUUCCUGUCGCAGCUCUCGGCCCGCGGCCACGAGCUGAGCUACUUUAACGAGAAGAGUGCUGGCUUUGCGCUCAAAAACGGCGGCAACGUCAUCGUCGGUGGCAGCAUCCGCCUCUCCAAGAUGCUGCGUCAGUUUGCGCUCGAGUCGGGCGUCGAGUUUGAGAAGAAGGGUACGAUCGUCAUGGACCACGUCCAUCACCUUGCGGACCCGGCGGACACGUACCACUCGCUCAUCGCGACGACCAAGUGGAUUGACUCGAGCAUUGUCGUCAGCGACACCGUCCUCAAGGCGAAGAAGCCGAUUGUCUACAAUGGCAUUGGCAUGACGCUCGAACCCUCCAACAUCCUCGGCUUUACGGUCUUGUCGGCCGAGCCGACUGCGUACUCGGCCGCGCCCACCAAGGAGAUCCGCGAGUCGCACGAAGUGGUCAUUGGCUCCAACGUCGGCCUCGUCACGGCCAUCCAAGCCCGCAACAAUGCGCGGUUAAUCUUUACCGGGUCGCUCGACGUCUUUAGCAACGCGUACGUGACCUCGGACAAGUACGGCAACGGCGCCUUUGUCGCCGCCGUGAGCGCUUGGGGCCUCGGCGAGCGCGGUGUCUUGCGCGUCUCGAACGUCCACCACGCGCGCGAAGACGGGUCGCUCCCGGACAAGAUGCUCAACGAAGUCGAGCGCCCGGACCAGCCGCUGACGCUGUACCCGGACGCCGAGGUCGCUCGCGACUCGCUCGUGUACCGCAUCAAGGACAACUUGACGUACUCGUUUGACGUGGCCGAGCUCAAGCACGGCGCGUGGGCGCCGUUCGCGGCCGACGACGUCCAGCUCGAGUUUGUCAUGCUCGACCCGCACGUGCGCAAGACGAUGACGCACAACGGCAACGGCCGCUUCAGCGUCACGUUUACCGCGCCGGACGUCUAUGGCAUCUUCCAGUUCCGCGUCAUGUACCGCCGGAUCGGGUUCUCGACGCUGCACUUUACGACCCAAGUGUCGCUGCGUCCGUACAAGCACGACGAGUACGAGCGCUUCAUCCCCGCGGCCUUUCCCUACUACGCGUCUGCGUUCUCGAUGAUGGCCGGCGUCCUCGUCUUUAGCGUCGUGUUUUUGUAUGGCAGCGACAAGUAG